CAAGACUUAAAAGGGAGAUGACCCUGGCUAGCUGGUGCCGCCUUUGACCUCCGAUGCCCGGGGCAAGGGGGUCCAACGGGGGAAAACGGGAGAAAAAGGCCACCCCUGAGACAGUCCCGCGGGCUCGCGAGGGAGGCGAACGGACCGGAAAGGGGAGACCCCUGGGCGCGCCCGGCACCCCGCCACCAUGUGCGAGCUAUACAGCAAGCAAGAAACCCUGGCGCUGAGGAGGAAGCACAUCGCUUUUCAAUCCUAUAUAGUUAGAUUCCAAUGAAAACCUAAUGAUUUCUGACGUGAGCAGAACAAAUUCUGUGAAAGGAGGAAUGGUAGCCAUGGAAUGACCGAGAAAGAAUUUCACCUGAAGUUUGAGUGAGAAGGUGGGAAGUACAUUAACAAGGAGGCAAGGUGAAGUCCGAAGUUUUAAGCCCACAUUCGUAACGAAGGGUUUUUCUGGAUUUUAACUUGUAGGCCCUCCUGCAAAGUUUUCUUUGCUGCGGAUCCCAUCAAAAUAGUGCGAGCCCAGGGGCAGUACAUGUUUGACGAGAAAGGCGAAGAGUACUUGGACUGCAUCAACAACGUUGCCCAUGUGGGACACUGCCACCCAGAAGUGGUCAAAGCUGCCCAGAAACAGAUGGAACUACUAAAUACAAAUUCUCGAUUCCUCCACGACAACAUUGUUGAGUAUGCCAAGCGCCUGUCAGCAACCCUGCCGGACAGACUCUCUGUUUGCUAUUUUACAAAUUCAGGAUCUGAAGCCAAUGACUUAGCCUUACGCCUGGCUCGGCAGUUCAGAGGCCACCAAGAUGUGAUCACUCUUGACCAUGCUUACCAUGGUCACCUAUCAUCUUUAAUUGAGAUCAGUCCAUAUAAAUUUCAAAAGGGCAAAGAUGUCAAGAAAGAAUUUGUGCAUGUGGCACCAGCUCCAGAUAUUUACAGAGGAAAAUACAGAGAAGACCAUACAGACCCGGCCAGUGCUUAUGCCGAUGAAGUGAAGAAAAUUAUUGACGAAGCUCAUAACAGUGGAAGGAAGAUUGCUGCCUUUAUUGCUGAAUCCAUGCAGAGUUGUGGCGGACAAAUAAUUCCUCCAGCAGGCUACUUCCAGAAAGUGGCAGAAUAUGUACACGGAGCAGGAGGUGUGUUUAUAGCUGAUGAAGUUCAAGUAGGCUUUGGCCGAGUUGGGACUCAUUUCUGGAGCUUCCAAAUGUUUGGUGAAGAUUUCAUUCCAGACAUCGUCACAAUGGGAAAACCAAUGGGCAAUGGCCACCCAGUGGCAUGCGUGGUAACAACCAAAGAAAUUGCAGAAGCCUUCAGCAGCUCUGGGAUGGAAUAUUUCAAUACGUAUGGAGGAAAUCCAGUAUCUUCUGCUGUUGGUUUGGCCAUCCUGGACGUAAUUGAAAAUGAAGACCUUCAAGGAAAUGCCACAAGAGUAGGGAAUUAUCUUACCAAGUUACUGAAUAAGCAGAAGGCUAAACAUACCUUGAUAGGAGAUAUCAGGGGCGUUGGCCUUUUUAUUGGAAUUGACUUAGUGAAGGACCAUCAGGAAAGGACCCCCGCCACAGCCGAAGCUCAGCACAUCAUCUACAAGAUGAAAGAAAAGCGAGUGCUUCUCAGUGCCGACGGACCUCAUAGAAAUGUGCUUAAAAUAAAACCACCUAUGUGCUUCACUGAAGAAAAUGCCAAGUUUAUGGUGGACCGGCUGGAUGAGAUUCUAACAGGUUUAGAAGAAGCCGUCGGAGCCCAAACUGAGAGUGUGAUCUCUGAGGAUACUCCGUGUAGAACCAAGAUGCCUGAGGAAGCCCACUCAGAAUUGCUCAGUGAAAGCAGCCCGGACCCCAAAGAAAAUCCCAGCCGAAAAAGAAACGGAUUGUGCACAGAUAAACAUUCACUGCUCAGUAAGAGGCUCAAGACAUGAGAGGCGAGCAUUUUACAGCAAGAUAAAUGUCCAGAGUUACACAGAAUGAAUGGAAGUGUCCCUUCUGUUAAAGCUCUAUUAUAUCCACCAAAGGAAGAAUCUGCAUUCCAUUCAGAGGUAUAAAUAAAGUAAAUGAGUAAUAAGAACAAUCCAAGUGAUAAUCAAACCCUGUCAAGAUUUAGCGUCUAGCCUGUUAAUUCCUUACUUGAGAUUUCUGAAAGUACUUCAUUUAUUCGACUCAAUUUCAGCUUCAAAUGGAAUAUUUAUUAAGUUGGCAGUUUUACUUCUCAUGUUUUAAUAUUUGACAUGACAGAGCAAAGUACAGUAGUAGGUUCCUGAACUUUGGAGACUAUGAAUUCUUUAAUGAUUUAAUUUGUAUAUAUUUAUGGACUAUAAUAAAAUAAAAGAUGAUGUAAACCAAAAAAAA
This is a messenger RNA of Kogia breviceps (pygmy sperm whale), 2339 nucleotides long. The record is from RefSeq and is a predicted model, not a curated record. Lineage: Eukaryota; Metazoa; Chordata; Mammalia; Artiodactyla; Physeteridae.